Messenger RNA from Macroventuria anomochaeta, 2786 nucleotides. RefSeq names its product ARM repeat-containing protein. The coding region runs from base 474 to 2786 and encodes 770 amino acids. The transcript has 5 exons. Gene Ontology annotation, cellular component: cytoplasm. NCBI's taxonomy places the organism in Eukaryota, Fungi, Ascomycota, Dothideomycetes, Pleosporales, Didymellaceae. Gene Ontology annotation, biological process: post-transcriptional regulation of gene expression. Gene Ontology annotation, molecular function: mRNA 3'-UTR binding. The record is from RefSeq and is a predicted model, not a curated record.
UCACCGUCUGAACAAAGCCAAAGGCAUUGUUCACGCUCAUUCGUCCAGAUUUUACUGGCUGAUGAUCAACUUGAGCUUAGUGGUGACCGCGGAUUGGCGACGCGCCUGCGCGACUGCCCUUUCCAUCACGCCUGCCGCUAGUCGCCGCCAACAGCUAUCGUCACUUCGCUUCCUUCCCCAUAACUCCGCCUUUUCUUUCCACUUCGACAUUCCACCGCAGUGCAACUUCUCCUCACUGCGCUCACAUUCCCUCCGUCCUUUCCACUUCGUUGCUGCUAAUUGCAAGCUGCUAAUCUAGUUUGCAUCUUCUGCGUUUCUUCUCCGCUUCUUCAUCUACUUGGCCAUAUACGUCGCCAACGGAGUAUCAUCGAGCAGCUGUGUCUUGCAUAUUAUCUUCGCAUCUGCCCAGUCACCUCAGACUACGCACAUCUCUCGAAUCUCUUUCAUCUACCUGCACCUCGCCGCCAGCAACCAUGGCCUUCAAUAUAACUUCAGACGGCUCGCCUACCCCACGCAAGGGUCCCACCCGGUUCAACAUGCCUCCUGGAGACCUGAGAGUCAACACUUCACCAGAGGUACUGGGCCAGAUCAAUGGCAUCAGCCAGAACUACUACCCUUUCGGCCUUCAUCCUUCCUUUGGCUCGUCGUUGACAUCCAAUCUGCAGGGUCUCAAGCGGCCACUCGGUACUUCCACCACCAUGGGCAAUGUUGCCAUGCCUUCGAUGCCGCAGCAGCAGCAGCAGCAGCAACAGAACUUUGGUGGCUUCAAGAACAAAAGUGACCACUAUCAAGACACUUCAGUCAUGGACUCGCUCCUGCAGCGUCUCAAUGAGCGAUCGUCGCCUGAUGACCCCUACAAAUCCUCCAGCAGCUCCGUUCCAAUCACACCAGCUACCGAGGACUACGCAAGCACCCCACCUACCAUGUCUUCGGCAAAUUCAUCUGUUCUCGUCAACGCUGUGGAGCUGCAGAAGAUUAGGGACGAGCUACAGGCGGCUAAGGACGAGAUCGCUCGCAUGAAUCAAGAUGCGCACAGUCAUCUAGUCGCCAGAUCUACGAUGGAGCAUCUCAGCCAGUCGUCCGAAGCUGACUACGGUUACGUCGGCGAGGUUACGGAGCAGACCCUUACGCAGUUGCAGAACAACUUCAACGCCUCAACUCGUGUCAACGAUGGAUGGGGUAAUGAUGCAGCUCGCCCAUCGUACAACACGAACAGCAGCUUUGGAUCUCAGUAUCAAGGUCAAGCACAGGCUCAGGCCCGGCCCCCAGUCCCAAUCGGACAGCCAACAGCACGACGCGGCAACAGCUACCUCAAUGAGCCAACCCAUUUCCCUCUUGAUCAGGGCUUCCGCGGUGGUGGCCUGAACAACGGCAUGGGCAGUUUCAUGGGAAAUGGGAUGGGCACUGGCUUCAACACUGGCUACAACAACAGCAUGAACAAUCCGCCAAGCCGCCCUGACUCCGCUUUCGAUCCGGCCUACAACCAGUACGGAGUCCCGCCUAUGCAAGCUGCGAACUACCCUGCUCCGAUUGGAACUAUCGGUGGAAGCAGGCUGUCUCCUGUCGCAAACGAGUUCGAUGUGUCGACUGGCAUGGGUCCAUCACCAUGGAACUCUCAGGCUCCUAGUGAGGCUGGUGGUUCGCAAUACAUGCCUCCUGUUGAGCCCAUGAACUACCGUCGGCUGCUAGAUCGCAACAUGAGCUGCAACUGGAAGUACAUUGUAGACAAGAUCAUCUGCAACAAUGACCAGCAAGCUUCGAUCUUCCUCCAGCAGAAGCUCAAGGUCGGUACACCGGACCAGAAGUACGACAUCGUCGAAGCUAUCAUCGCUCAAGCCUACUCCCUGAUGAUCAACCGCUUCGGUAACUUUCUGGUUCAACGCUGCUUCGAGCAUGGUACACCUGACCAGAUCAUCGCUAUUGCUCAAGCGAUCCGUGGCAACACGCUCGCUCUCAGCAUGGACGCUUUCGGAUGCCACGUCAUUCAGAAGGCUUUCGACUGCGUUCCUGAAGAGUACAAGGCCACCAUGGUCCACGAAUUGCUGCGCCGUAUUCCAGAGACCGUGAUCCAUCGCUAUGCCUGCCAUGUCUGGCAGAAGCUAUUCGAGCUUCGCUGGAGCGACUCUCCGCCUCAGAUCAUGCGCUAUGUCAACGAGGCGCUCCGAGGCAUGUGGCAUGAAGUCGCUCUUGGUGAGACCGGCAGUCUGGUCGUGCAGAACAUCUUCGAGAACUGUCUGGAAGAGGACAAGCGUCCUUGCAUCAACGAAGUUCUUGCUAGUAUCGAUGUUAUCGCUCACGGCCAAUUCGGCAACUGGUGCAUCCAGCACAUCUGCGAGCACGGUGCUCCCGCCGAUCGUAGUCGCGCCGUCGACCAUAUCCUCCGCUUCGCGACCGAAUACAGCAUGGAUCAGUACGCCUCCAAGGUUAUUGAGAAGUGUCUCAAGAUUGGUAACACUGAGUUCCUGGACCGGUACCUGGAGCGCGUCUGCGAAGGUCGCCCUGAUCGCCCUCGCAUGCCCCUGAUUGACAUUGCCGGAGAUCAGUUUGGAAACUACCUCAUCCAGUACAUCUUGACCAACAGCAGCGCGCAGCACCGUGAGAUUGUUGGCAGCCACAUCCGCAAGCACAUGGUCUCCCUCCGCGGUUCUAAGUACGGCUCGCGCGUCGCCAUGUUAUGCUGCAACCCCGCCGUCACUACACGUCCGGGUCCGCCCGCUGGUAUGGUUCCUCGAUACAGCAACAACCCCGUCCCUCGUACCGCCACCUUUCCUGGCACCUUCCGUUGA